Podarcis raffonei (Aeolian wall lizard) is the source of this 1748-nucleotide messenger RNA. It is a transcript of the gene NICN1, whose product is annotated as nicolin 1, tubulin polyglutamylase complex subunit. Bases 227 to 889 code for a protein of 220 amino acids. Lineage: Eukaryota; Metazoa; Chordata; Lepidosauria; Squamata; Lacertidae. Gene Ontology annotation, cellular component: nucleoplasm. The record is from RefSeq and is a predicted model, not a curated record. The transcript has 7 exons.
GCAACAAAGGCUUCCGCCUCCUCGUUCUCCGUAGUAGUGGCAACGUUCGUGACGUGUGGUGCUGCCAUGUUUGUAGUGGCUUUGCGCUUGCUAACCGGGUGAGGGGAAGCCGUAGCGGGGGGAACUGCUUCGUUCUUCUCUGUCGGCUCCUCUACUCGCUUUAAAGCAGGAGGUUGACAGGAGGAAGAGGGAGGAGGCGCGAGAGUGAGCAGGGAGCGGCUGCAGCAUGGGGACCAUGGCUCAUGAGCCUGUUCCCUGCAUUUUAAAGAGCCCAGUCUCACUGCAAGUGGGAGACAUGAGGACUGAGCAAGGCCGUCCUGGUGUUCUGGUGAUUGAUGUUGUGCUUCCACACUCACAGACCAUUGAUUUGCAGGAAAUAGUAUUCAAGAACUAUUACACAGCCUUUCUGACUCUACGGGUGCAGCGCCGAAACCCUGCAGAUGGUGGGAACGAAAGUCCUCCCAAGUGGGUUACUUGUCUGCAGAAUUACUGCUUGAUGCCCAACCCUCACACAGAAGAAGGCUCUCAGGAUUACUUCUCUCUCUCCAGACAUCAGAUGCUCUGUGAUGUGGACCGAGUGGCUGCCAUGCGUCUCAUCCUGCGUCAACCAUCUCCAGUAUGGCUGCAUUUCACCAUUGAGGAGCUGCAGCUUUUCCCUGGGGGUCAGAAGAGUCCACAAAAAGGCUUCCCAGCUUGGCUUUCUCACCCAUCUCCUCAGGAGCGGCCAACAAACCUGCGUGAUGGACUCCCUGAUGCUGACAAAGUGUCUUCUGAACUGCAGCAAAUGUGGGUUUUGACCGAGAUGCUCCAAGCCAACCAGCCAGCAGCACGAAUUGGCCGCUUUGAUGUGAAUGGCUCGUAUGACCUUAACCUCCUUUCCUACACUUGAGUUUUCCCAGGACUCAAAGCUGACUAAGUUCCUAAGAGCUGGACUCACUGAGCUGCACCCCCACAGUGUUGGAUUGGCUUGAGGCAGGAAGAAAUGAUGGACAAAGUCUGUUGCCUUCAUGUUCCAGUCCUUCCCUUUUCCACUGCAUGGAGGUGGCCUUUCUGGGAACUCUCCAGCUCUACUCUGUUCUUCCUGCCAGGUCUUAUGUGGAGAUUGUUCUCCAUUUUGCACUGGACCCUGGAAGGCUGCUUUCCCUUGAACUUGAAGGUGCCUUAUUUGGGCUCUUCAUCUCCUGGUCUGUUUUUUGGAAGCCCCGUUGUUUGGUGCAUGUUUCUUUUGGGGGCAAAAUCAAGCAAUCUUUCAAGAAUCUGGUACUAUGAUGGGGGCAGGGCAGGGUGGAGAGAAGAAUCCUUCAUUUUGGCAAGAGAAAUGACUUGAAAUGUCUUGAAGCUGACAAGACUGGAGGUUUUACUUUCUCAAAUUCAUGUGCUGGCAUUCCAGAGAGAAUGAGAACUCCCUUGUUGCUUCCUCUGCUAUGGCUACCUCAUUUGCAACCUACACUAUGUAAUUGUGUAGGGUUUUUAAUAAGUGGGUGGCAAUAAGAAAUGCUUCCUGAAGAGUUAACCCCCACCUCUUUUUUCCUGGAGGGAUGUGAGUAGUUUAGUUGUGAAUUGUACAGAGCUAGCCCUCAACAACCAGUCACUAGCUUUGGCUACAAUAUUGUAAGGGCCACAUUAGAGAAAUAGUUUACCCUAGUGAAAUGGCAGUGCCAGACUGUGCUGUGUUGGUUUUUAGCUGAGUCCUGGAGCACCUUGUCAUUUUUUACAGCCACAGCUGUAGAUAUUUCAAGUAGCGAAAA